AUGAGCUCACAAACGGGCACGGGCACGCAACACGCCGGACCGACGUUCUUGCAGGAGGAGAUUGAUCAGAAAAGCGUUAUUAGGCUCACCUGGAGAAAACUGCUUGAGUUGUGCGAGAGGGUGACGGACAUGUUGCACAGUGUCCAGGGCAAGUACAAGAAGCAGCUCGUCAAAAACGUCAAGGAGUUGAAGGAGGACGUGCGCAAGUUCCGUAGAGAAUGGGAGACGUCAGGGCCGAUGGUACAAGGAAUUUCGCCUCUGGAGGCGGUGGAGAGGUUGAGAAGGUUCAAGGAGGAGAUGCAGCUUCGAGAGCGGACGGCCGAGAUGUACACCGCCGGGGAGGAGCUGUUUGCCCUCAAGAUCACAGCACACCCAGACCUCAUCAAGAUAAAGAAGGAGUCGUCCCUGUUGGACCAGCUGUACGGUCUUUACAUGGACGUUCUCCAAACGCUAGAAAGAUACCGAGAGGUGUUGUGGACUUCAGCGGGAGAUGAGCUGGUGGCCAUGUCAGAAAUGGUGGCAUCCUUCGACUCGCGCUGCAGGAAGAUGCCCAAGAAGCUUCGGGAAUGGGAAGCAUUUCAGGUGUUGUUACGCAAGAUAACCGACUUUCAGGAGGUCCUUCCAAUAAUCGAGAACCUGCGGAAGCCGAGUAUCAAGCCGCGGCAUUGGCAAGAGGUGAUGGACAUCACCAAGACCAACUUCCCCUACGAAAGCGAGAACUUCAGCCUUUCGAACAUCAUGGACAGCCCCAUCCUCCAGUUCAAGGACGAUAUCGAGGAGAUCUGUGAAGGCGCCGACAAGCAGCUCUCGAUCGCUGAAAAGCUCGAUGAUAUCACGGACCAGUGGGAUCAUGCUGCCUUCGAGUUCACCCCGUGGAAGAGCAGAGGAGUGCCCGUCUUAAAGGCAUAUGGAGUCAUCAUCGAGGAGCUGGAAGACGCCCAGCUGCAGCUGCAGACUUUGCUAUCCAUGCGACACGUGACACCUUUCAGAGAGAUUGUCCAGAAUAAGUUGAACGAUCUGAGCAACGCAACGGACAGCCUGGAGCUUUGGGUCAAGGUGCAGCUGCUGUGGACAAGCCUAGAGUCCGUGUUCAUGGGUGGGGAUAUCGCCAAGCAGAUGCCGAUCGAGGCCAAGAAGUUCGUGAAGAUCGACAAGGAUUGGGCCAAGACCAUGAUAAAAGCGGAAGAAACGGAGAAGGUGAUCAUGUGCUGCGCCAGCGAGACCCUGUGUACGACGCUUCCGGUGCUGUUUGUCGAGCUUGAAAAGUGCCAGAAGAGUCUGGAGGGGUACCUGGAGCAGAAGAGGUCGAGGUUCCCCCGCUUCUACUUCGUGUCGAACCCUGUGCUGCUGCUGGUGCUCAGCCAGGGGUCAGACCCGGUGCAGAUGCAACCGUACUACGAGAAGGUGUUCGAUAGCAUCAGCCAGGUCGUGCACGACAAGAAAGAGAAAUCGUCCAUCAUCAGCAUGGUCAAUAUUGCCGGGUCAGAUGAGGAGACUAUAUCGUUUUCCAAACCCGUCAAGGCCACGGGCAACAUCGAGGACUGGUUGGGAGCGCUCGAGAAGGGGAUGCAGGUGUCGCUGAAAAGCCUAGCGGAACUCGCGGCCGUACAAUGCACCCUCAUGCCGCUCCGGCAAUUCGUCGACUGCAGCUGUGGGCAGUUCGCCCUUCUGGGUCUUCAGUUCUCAUGGACCGCACAGUGUCAAGAGGCCCUGGACAAGUGCCGCACCAACAAAAGCAUCAUGAGCGAAACCAACCGCGGCCAGCUGGGGGUGCUACAAGAGAUGAGCUCCUGGUGCCUGCAGGACCUCGGCACCAAGAUGAACCGAACCAAGAUCGAGACUCUUGUCACAAUUCAGGUGCACCAGCGCGACGUUUUCAUGGACUUGACCCGGCUCUACAAGGAGCGCAAGAUACACAACUCUAUGGAUUUCGAGUGGCUCAAACAGGCUCGUUUUUACUGGAGGCCGGGCGAGGACGACGCCCACGGCGCAGGCAGCUGUGCCAUCUCCAUCUGCGACGUCGACUUUAAGUACCGGUUUGAGUACCUGGGGUGCAAGGAACGACUGGUGAUCACUCCUCUCACGGACCGGUGCUACAUCACGCUUUCCCAAGCGCUGGGAAUGUUUCUGGGGGGUGCACCCGCGGGCCCUGCCGGAACGGGGAAAACUGAAACCGUCAAAGAUUUGGGAAGGUCGCUGGGAAACUUCGUGGUCGUAACCAACUGUACAGACCAGCAGAGAUACACCGACAUGGCCAAGAUAUUCAAAGGACUGUGCCAGGCCGGACUGUGGGGCUGCUUCGACGAGUUUAACCGGAUCGAGCUGCCUGUGCUAUCUGUAGUCGCACAGCAGGUGCUGGCCAUCACGAACGCGAAGCGUGUAGGAGCGAAAGAAUUCGUCUUUCCGGGCGACAGCCAGGUCAUCGGACUCAAGAGGGACGUGGCCUACUUCAUCACCAUGAACCCGGGCUACCAGGGCCGGCAGGAGCUCCCCGAAAACCUGAAGGUCCUAUUCCGGUCGGUGGCGAUGAUGGUACCCGACCGAGAGAUCAUCAUGAAGGUCAAGCUUUGCUCGGUGGGGUACCAGGGCUUCUCCGACCUUGCCCGCAAGUUCAACGUGCUGUACGCCCUGUGCGAGCAGCAGUUGUCCAAGCAGAAGCACUACGACUUUGGCCUGAGGAACAUUCUCAGCGUUCUCAGGACGGCCGGGAAGACGAAGCGGGACAACCUCGACGAGAACGAAGAUCUCUUGCUCAUGAAGACGCUGAGGGACAUGAACCUCUCCAAGCUUAUCGCUCAGGACGUGCCCCUCUUCCUCAGUCUGCUCGGAGACUUGUUCCCGGCCGUUGUCGCCGGGGCUUCGGGGGACGCUCACGCAGAGGUGGAGUCGGCCGCAAAAUCGUUCAUCGACAAGGAGGGCCUUAUUGCCCACCCGUCUUGGUGUCUUAAAGUCAUACAGCUCUACGAGACCACGCUCGUUCGACACGGAGUUAUGAUGGUUGGACCACCGGGAUCCGGAAAGAGCAGCACGAUCAGCACGCUGCAGAGUGCUCUGACGAAGACGACGGGGGUGCAACACAAGCCCAUCCGCAUGAACCCCAAGGCAAUCCGCGCCGAAGAGAUGUUCGGGGAGACCAACAAGGCCUCCGGGGAGUGGGUGGACGGCGUCUUCGCCGCGAUGUGGAGCAAGUUCAACGAUCGCAAUAGGAAAGACAUGCAGUGGAUCAUCUGCGACGGGCCGGUGGACGCCAUCUGGAUCGAAAACCUCAACACCGUCCUCGACGACAACAAGAUCCUCACUCUGGCCAACGGCGACAGGAUUCCAAUGACCGACAACGUCAAGCUCAUCUUCGAGGUGGAAGAUCUCCGAAACGCGUCUCCGGCGACGGUUUCGCGCGCCGGCAUAAUCUACGUCUCGGACAGCGAUCUCGACUGGCAGCCAGUGAUGGAGAGUCGCCUCAAGAAGCUCCCGCCGGGGAGGGGGGACAUCCUGCGAGAGUUUUUCAGGAAGUACGUGGGGGAGUGCCUGGGCCCGAAAGAGCCUGGACACCUGUUCGACUUCAUCACGAGAACAUGCCGCCCGGUGAUGAACUGCACCCGCGUGGGUCAGAUCGAGGCCACCAUUCGUCUUCUUUCGGAGAUGCUCGAGUCGUCGGACAUGAGCCAAAGCCCCGAGGACGCCCAGGGUGAGCUAGAGCGGCUGUUUCUCUUCAGCGUGUCGUGGGCGCUGGGGGGCUUGCUGGAGCCCGACGAGCGAGUCAAAUUCGACCAGUACCUUCAGCAGUUGUGCCCUGAGAACAUGCCCUCCUCUGGGGGGGCUGCGGCGGCCGCCGCGGCCGCUGCGAACGAUGGCGACAGUGUUUCCGGCAACUCGACUAUCUCCGCCUCUUCAGGAUUGACCGUCUUCGACUACUCGGUCAACCUGGACACCAUGGCGUGGGAGCCGUGGGUGGUCCCCGCUUGGGAGUACCCCAAGGUCCCCGCCGAGGUUGACUUUCAGAGGCUGCUUGUGCCCACCGUCGACUCAACGCGCGCUCUGGCUAUCAUCAAUCACCUCCAGAAACAACGCCACCCGGUCCUCAUGGUGGGAGGGAGCGGCACAGCGAAGACGACGACGGCGCUGAUGUACUUCGACUCGCUCACGAACGACUCCAUGAUGGUGAAGCGGAUCAACUUCUCCUCGGCCACCACGGCGGGAAUGUUCCAGUCUACCAUCGAGGGGGAGCUCGACAAGAGGGGGGGCAAGAACUUCGGCCCUCCCUCUGGGUGCGGGAUGACGGUGUUCCUGGACGAUGUCAGCAUGCCGGAGGUGAACGAGUGGGACGACCAGCCGACACUUGAAGUUGUUCGUCAGCUGGUGGAAACGGGCGGUUUCUGCUUCCUCGACAAAGACAAGCGCGGUGACCUCAAGGUCAUCGAAGAUCUGCAGUACGUGGGCGCGAUGAAUCACCCCGGUGCCGGCAAGAACGAUAUUCCAAACCGCCUCAAGCGCCACUUCUUCAUCUUCAACAUGAUCGUGCCCCCCGAGGAGAGCAUAAACGCCAUUUACGGCCAGAUGGUUGAAGGGCGGUUCCCGGCACAAGAGCGGCGAUCGACUUUCCACCUCUUCAGCGAGCGGUUGCCCGCGGCGACGACUGCUCUCUGGCGGUGGAUGCGAGCAAAGAUGCUUCCCUCUCCAAGCAAGUUCCACUACACCUUCAACAUGCGAGAGCUGUCCAGGGUGUUCCAGGGGCUGCUUCGCGCACCUAAGGACAGCAUACCGACAGAGGUUUGCCUGAUGAAACUUUGGAGGCACGAGUGCUGUCGGGUGUUCGCGGAUAAGCUAACCACCAUCGAGGACAAAGAGGCGUUCCAGAAAGAGCUGGAUCACCAGACGGCGCUGCUGGGGCGCGCAGUGCUGGAAACUCCGGAGGGACGACUGCUUACGUACGAGAUGGUGACCGGCGAGAGCCCUGGAGAAGACGAGGUGUCUCCUCCCACCGACGAAAUUUCCCUUCUGAAAGCGAUCACGCAGGAGGCAUUCUUCGUAGAUUUCUUGAGGACCGAUGAAUACGACGAGGACGGGGUCCUCAUCCAGGCAGCGCCCAAGGUGUACGAAGAGGGCCCGAGCUUGGUCAACCUGAGAGCCAUAGUGCAGGGCUUCGCGGAACAGUACAACUUGGACUUCCCCGCGAACAGGAUGGACCUAGUCCUUUUCGACGACGCACUCAGGCACCUCAUCACGGUUUCGCGGAUCCUGGGGAUGCCUCGCGGCAACAUGCUGUUCGUCGGUGUAGGGGGCUCCGGGAAGCAAAGCCUGACGCGCCUCGCCAGCUACAUCGCCGGGAACUUCACCUUCCAGAUUACCAUCACGAAGGCGUACAACCUGAACUCUUUCAUGGACGACAUGAGGUGCUUGUACAAGAAGUGCGGCCAGGAGGGGAAAAACGCGACAUUCGUUCUGACCGAGGCGGAGAUGAAGGACGAAACGUUUCUGGAGAUCAUGAACAGCUUCCUCAUGACGGGAGAAGUGCCGAAUCUAUUCCCCAAGGAUGAGUUGCACAUGAUGGCGGCCGAGAUUCGACCUUUCGCGAUCAGCACCAGACCAGACUUCGUCGAUACCCCCGAGAAUCUGGCGCGUUGUUUCGUGGACAGGGUCCGCGCAAACUUGCAUUGCGUCAUUUGCAUGUCCCCGGUCAGCGUAAAGUUUCCCGAGCGUGCCCGAAAGUUCCCGGGACUGGUGAACGGGUGCACCAUCAACUGGUUCCUGUCGUGGCCCGCCGAGGCCCUCGUAGCGGUUUCUGACGGUUACAUCGGGAACGCGCCCAUCGAGUGCUCUGCGGAGGUACACAAGGAGCUCGUGACACACAUGGGUAUGGUUCACCGCAUGGUUGUGGAGUCCUGCGCCGACUACUUCGUCCAGAUGAGACGGAGGGUCUACCAGACGCCCCGCUCCUUCCUGUCCUUCCUCGGGUCUUACAAGGACCUCUACCUCACGAAGAAGGAGCAGGUGGACGUGAAAAGCAAGCGGGUGAUCGUCGGGCUCGACAAGCUCAAGAAGGGCGCAUCGGACGUGGAGCUCAUGAAGGUGCAGCUGAAGGAAGAAGAGGUCAAGCUUAAGGAGGCCGACCUCGCGACCACGAAGAUGCUCAGCAAGUUGGAGGUGAGCUCGAUGGCAGCGAAGAAAGAAGCCGAUGCCGUGGCUGUCAUCAAGGAAGCAUGCAUGGCCGACGCUCGGCGCAUCGCUGGCGAGAAAGAGGACGCUGAGGAAGACCUCGCCCAGGCCAAGCCGUUCUUGGAGGAGGCCGAGCGCGCUGUUGAAUCUAUCAAGGCGGGCGACCUGAACGAGCUGAAGAAGCUUCAAAAGCCAUCAGAUAUCAUCAAGCUCAUCUUCGACUGCGUUGGGCUGCUCAAGAUGGAGAAGGUUCAGCCGGUACAGGUGGAUGAGGUCACCAUCGGGAUCGGAAAGGAGAAGCAAACGCUACCCUUUCUCAAGGAUUCCUUCAAGUACAUGCAAGCGGGGAUGCUCUCGGACGCCCGUUUCUUGCAGUCCAUCUUCGCCUUCUCCCAGAACGAGAAGGACUUCAUCAAUGACGAAACCGUCGAGCUCAUGGCCCCCUACCUGGAGCUCGAGGGCUUCAACCCGGCGGUGGCUAGGAAUGCCUCCAAAGCGGCGGAGGGAUUGUGCACGUGGUGCAGGGCGAUGACCUACUACCACGAAGCCUCUAAGGUUGUCAAGCCCAAGCUCGAAGCGCUUCGAAUAGCAGAAGUCAAGCUCCAGGACGCGCAAAAGGAGCUGGAGGAGGCUGAAUCUAAGCUGCAGAACUGUCAGGACGUGCUGACCAAACUCCAAACCAAGUUUGAAGCCCAGAUGGCGAAAAAGAGAGCUAUCGAGGAAAACGCCGCUCGUACAAGGAGUAGGAUGGAACAGGCCACCGCCCUGAUAGUUGGGCUCGGAGGGGAGCGUACCCGCUGGACAGAAGACAGCCGAAAGUUCGCCGACACCAAGCGGAGGCUUGUGGGCGACGUCGCCCUCUCCUGCGCGUUUGUGGGGUACUGCGGUCCCUUCAACCAAGAGUUCCGUGACCACUUGGUCAAGACAAGAUUUUCUGACGAUCUGGUAUCCAGGGGCAUCCCGCUGACGAAAGGGCUGGACCUCACAUCUUUCUUGGUGGACAUGGGCACCAUCGGAGACUGGAACCUAGACGGACUCCCCACAGACCCCCUUUCGAUCCAAAACGGAAUAUUGGUUACUCGGAGUUCGCGAUAUCCCCUGCUAAUAGAUCCACAAGGGCAGGCACUGAACUGGAUCCGCCGGCACGAGAAGGACAGGUUGCCGGCCUCCGGGGUGACGUCGUUCUCCAGCGACAAGCUCAGGGACACGCUCGAGUACUGCAUGAUGGAGGGCAAGGCGCUAAUCAUUGCAGGAGUUGAGGAAGACAUUGACCCAAUGCUCACACCGGUUCUUGAAAAACAGAUUGUCGUCAAGGCUCGGAGCAAGUAUAUCAACGUGGCCGACAAGAUGUGCGAGUUUAGUGAUUCCUUCAUGCUCUACAUGACCACCCGGCUACCAAAUCCGCAUCUAAGCCCCGAGAACCAAGCGAAGACGACUGUGGUGGACUUCACCGUGACGCAAAAGGGCCUCGAAGAACAGCUCCUUGGAGGCGUCAUCCAAAAGGAACAGAAGAGCCUUGAGGAACAACUUAAGAACGUUCUUGAAGAGGUUACGAACAACACGAAGGCUCUGAUGGCCCUGGACCAGCUGCUGCUCGAGCGACUCAGCGCCAACACUGGCAACCUUCUUGACGACGAAGAACUCAUUGGCGCUCUUGCGGAAACGAAGAAGAAGGCCGUCCAAGUGCGAGACAAGCUCGUCGCAGCCGGAGAGAUGCGCGAGGGCAUCGACGAGAAGCGAGAGCAGUACCGCCCGGUCGCCACCCGCGGUGCGGUCAUGUACUUCACCAUCGUGGACCUCAGCCUCGUAAACGUCAUGUACCAGACUAGCCUGGACCAGUUUCAGACGCUCUUUACCAGGGCCAUGGAUGUGGCGGACAAGGCAUCCCUCGCGUCCAAGAGGGUGUGGAACAUCAUCGAGACCAUGACGUUCAACGUCUACAGAUACAUUUCCAGAGGCCUGUACGAGCAGGACAAGCUGAGCUUCAAGCUAAUCUUGGCGCUUAAGAUUCUGCUGACGGCGCGCCGGCUGGAUCAGUCGGACGUGACCCUUUUCAUCAAGGGAGGCGCCGCCCUCGACCUCAAUGCCGUCAAGCCGAAACCGUACCUGUGGCUGGCGGACCCGGCGUGGCUCAACGCCAUCCAGCUCAGCAGAGACAACGUGAUGUUCAAGAGUCUCCCCGACGAGAUAAUUCGGAAUGAGGCCGCGUGGAAGCUGUGGUACGCCGAGAAUGAGCCGGAGGAAAUCCCGGUCCCAUACUUCGAGGGCCGGUUGGCUGCAGAUCCCUCGGUCGGCGCGUUCUACCGACUUCUUCUCGUCAGAUCCCUCCGAGAGGACCGCACGUUGUUGUGCGUCAACAACUUCAUCAGGCUCACCGACACCGUCGAGCACGCAGGGUCUCGUUUGCCUGCCAUGGGACCUCGCUUUGCGGAACCCCUGACUGAUACGGUGGAGUCUGUGUACAACGAGAUGGACUGCUCGACCCCAGUGAUCUAUCUUCUGAGUGCCGGCGCCGACCCAACGGACUCUAUCGAGGGGUUGGCGAGGAAGAAGAAGACGGACGUCGCAUGCGUUAGCAUGGGAGAGGGUCAAUCGGUGGUAGCCUCUCGGGCGAUAGCAGCUGCCACGGUAAACGGAAGCUGGGUCCUCCUACAGAACUGUCACCUGGGCCUGGACUACAUGGAGACCAUGGAAGAUUAUCUCCAGACGCUUCCAGCAUGCCACACCGAUUUCCGGCUUUUCAUCACGAGCGAGCCGCACCCAAAGUUCCCCAUAGGCCUCCUUCAGAUGAGCAUCAAGGUCACUAACGAGCCGCCCAAAGGACUGCGAGCAGGCUUGCUGCGGUCAUUCACAGUGAUUGUCGACCAGGACAAGCUUGAACGGGUCGAUUCUUCGCAGUGGCGGGCCCUCCUCUACAGCCUCUGCUUCUUGCACUCGGUCGUGCAGGAGCGACGAAAGUUCGGGUCCCUGGGGUGGUGCAUACCGUACGAGUUCAACGACGGCGACCUCAACGCGUGCGCCACUUUCUUGGAGAAGCACCUCUACUCGGGCUCCGUUUCUUGGCCAACCGUCCAAUACAUGGUGGGAGAGGUACAGUACGGUGGAAAGAUCACCGAUGAUCUCGACCGGCGAUUGUUCAAAGCCUACACGGAGACGUGGAUGGGUCCCCCCGCACUCUCGGCAAGCUUCUGCUUCAACCCUGGGGUUCCCAUGCAGGGCGGUCCGCAGUUCAAGUAUGUUAUUCCGGAUAGCCAAGAGGUGGAGGACUACAUCGCUUUCAUCCAGACCUUCCCAGGGAUCGAUGGCCCGGAGGUGUUCGGCCUACACCCCAACGCCGACCUGACCUUCCGAAACAAGGAAGGGCAGCAGCUCCUGGCGACUCUGAUGGAGACGCAGCCAAAACAGGCGACAGGGGGCACUGGGCGUUCGCGGGAGGAUAUGGUGCUAGAAAAGUGCACGGAGCUGCUGCUGGCCGUGCCAGAGGGAUUCACGGAGGCCUCCUACUUAGAGUGCAUUGCGGCGCAGGGUGGGCUGGGAGUGCCGCUCAACAUCUUCCUCAUGCAGGAAGUACAACGGCUCCAGCUUGUCAUCAUCAACGUAGGAGGUAUGCUAAAGACCCUUCUUCAAGCAAUUCGGGGCGAGGUCGUCGUAACCGAAGACCUGAUGUCGGCCAUUAACGCCGUCUACGACGCGCGAGUUCCGCGUCAGUGGGUAUUCAGCUACGGCGGUGACGAGAUCUCGUGGAUGUCCGCGUCUCUGGGGCUCUGGUUCUCGAGCUUCACCGCACGGAACGAGCAGCUGGCGACCUGGCUCACUGGGGGAAGGCCGCCUUGCUUCUGGCUGACGGGGUUCUUCAAUCCCCAGGGCUUUGUGACGGCGGUUCAACAAGAAGUCACUCGGGCGCACAAGGCUGACCGGUGGAGCCUUGACGGAGUUGUGCUCCACACCGAGGUGACCGAGUUCGAGAAGUCAGAGCAGGUCAAGGCCCCACCUAAAGAGGGGGUAUACAUUCACGGGCUCUAUUUAGACGGUGCACAGUGGAAUCGAUCCGAAAACAGCUUGGUUGAAUCAAAGCCCAAGGAGCUGUUCAGCAGCGUGCCGGUGAUGUACGUGACAGCGGUCACCAAGGCCCAGAGGAAGGCCCUCAGCGGGGACUAUGGCCCCCACGGGGGCUUCGACUGCCCCGUGUACAAAUACUCCCUGAGGACCGAUAAAUACAUCAUCUUCUUGGUCACCCUAGCCGCAAGGAGCAAGCACCCCAGUCACUGGACGUUACGCGGGGUUGCUCUUCUCUGUGGGUCGGGCGACAGCGUGCAAUAG
Molecule: messenger RNA, 10473 nt
Organism: Ectocarpus siliculosus
Lineage: Eukaryota; Phaeophyceae; Ectocarpales; Ectocarpaceae
Source: the annotation of a GenBank genome assembly